Molecule: messenger RNA, 2212 nt
Organism: Xiphias gladius (swordfish)
Lineage: Eukaryota; Metazoa; Chordata; Actinopteri; Istiophoriformes; Xiphiidae
Product: zinc finger protein 160-like
Exons: 4
Coding region: 100-1533 (477 amino acids)
Biological process (GO): regulation of transcription by RNA polymerase II
Molecular function (GO): DNA-binding transcription factor activity, RNA polymerase II-specific; RNA polymerase II cis-regulatory region sequence-specific DNA binding
Source: RefSeq, a predicted model, not a curated record
CAAUUAAUUUAAAAAAAAAAAAAAAAAAAAAAAACUAGACGGAGGGACCUUGUGUAGUGUAUUUUUCCCCCCUCUGAUAUUAUUUAAAUAUAAAUUAACAUGGCGACGUGCAUUCCCUUUCAGACGCAGUUAUCCUCAAUAAUGGAGGUUUUGGUGAAAGCAGCGGUGGCAGAGAUAUCCAAACUAGUCGAUGAAAAAUGUGCGUUCUUGCAUCUAGAAAUAUCCCGAAAGCAGAGCGAGAUAGAGAUGCUGAAAAGGAAACUGUUAAUGAUGGAGAACAAAAAUGCGCAGCUGCACCGCGGGUUCGAAAACUACAUGGACCGAGGAACUGAUGUGGGGAGUAAUUGUCCGCACCCCACAGGAGAUGUUAAAUUCCGUGAGACUGAAGAAGCCACUGUUUCCUUCACAAUCAAAGAAGAGAGUCCAGAUGAACCACUGUGGAUCAGUGAUGCCGCUGGACCGAUUGGUUCUGCUGUACAUUACCCUAAUCCAGGCAAUGCUCCAGAAAGCCAGCAGCUUGAAGAGGACCGUCAGUUAAACCCUUCAGAGGUCGCCAGGCUAAAAACAUCCGAGUUUGGUGACUUGUACAACUCUGGUCAACAUACAGGAGACAUCGGCGGCCUUCACUUCACUGUCAAGACAGAGAAGGAGGAGGACCGAUCGGGAUUCAGUCAGGAUGGGUGCCAGCACGGCGCGGGGAAGCAGACUCAACUAGCUGUGGACUUUUCCAUGGAUGAAAGAGAGAAUCAACUCUGGUCAUCCAUCAUUGAGGGUAAUGACAUUGAUGCUGGUUUUCCUGACUUUUCUAGUGUGGUGGAGGAGUAUUCCAACACAUUCCCAGACCAUUCAGAUACACAUGUGGUUUCUAACACUAGCAAGUUGACAAGUGUCCAGCAGUCGUCCUCUCAGAGGCCGUGCAAUGGGAUCUACAAUAGUGAGUAUCCAAAGGAUGCUCCGCAGUCGUCCAAUUUUCAGACCAGGCCUCAGAGCGCUCUUUCACAGCAAGACGGGCAGAAAGAACAAAUUUACUCGCAGAGAAACGCGCCGCAUGUCGCACACCCGAGGCAGCCAGAUGAACACCCCGAGAGGGACGCCGCAGCUGGGGAUAGACCAGUCGUAACUCACUCGCACAACGCUUUUACGCCCAGCAGCUACCACACUCACGCCCCCGGCAGACCUUUUCCUGGCGGGGCGCGAGGCUACGUUUGCUUGCAGUGCGGGAAGACGUUCGGCCGUCUGCACCAGUUCAAGCUGCACCAGCAAAGCCACAAGAGAAAGCGAGCAUUCUGGUGCACGGUGUGCGGGAAGAGCUUUCAGUGUUCAUCCCACCUCAGCAUACACCACCGGACACACACGGGCGAGAAGCCCUACGGAUGUGGGCAGUGCGGGAAGAGGUUCACGCAGCAGAGCAGCCUGAGGGUCCACCAGCGCACUCACAGCGGGGAACGGCCCUACAGCUGCUCACAGUGUGGGAAAACCUUCAUCCUGAUGCACCAUCUCAAACGGCAUAGAAUUAUUCACACAUACAGCUGAGGCGGAGAUGUAUGAGGUUGUGUCGCUCAGGUGAAAGGACACAAAUGACCCUUGAAACCAAAUCAAAAAGCCAAUGAACAGCAACUUUUUUUGGUUGGGAUUUGUAACCUUGUGGAAUUGCUCACAGACUUCCUAUAUCAAUGCAUAUUUGACUAUGCAAAAUCCAUCUGGAUGGAUUUUAAGGCAUUUGCUUCGUUUUUAAAUGCUUGUUUUAUAAUGAUCAAAAUGUGAAACGGAAUUGGGACCCUCAAACAGAACUCACACGUCGGCAUUUUUAAGAUACUUGCAAAGCUAGAAAUCCAAAAAACAAGGUCUAAAAUGUGGACUCAUUUAAAAAAAACGGAAAAAAAACAAACAAAACCCUGCAGUUUUCCUCUUACAGUUUCCUGCAUACAUACUGUUUGCCACUCAAAGGCACCGUUUGUUUCAGCUUCUCGUGUAGAAAUGAGCAUUAUUUCAUCUCAGCACUGGAACUGUAGAAGCACAAGAUGCUCAUUAUUCCCAUUAAGUUUCGGCUUUGCAGUCACAAGUGCGUUUUUCUGUUCAGUGCCAUCGAAGCACCUCUCAGGUUUAUGUUUUGAUGUCAUUAUUGGUAAAAACCCGCUUGAAUACUGUUCCAAGAUUCAUUUUCCAUGAAACCCCCCCCCAAAAAAUCCCUUGCUAUUUGUUAUGAUUCAUA